GAUUUAGCUUCUUUUCAUCCUUUGAUCGUUUGACACAUGCAUUGAGCGAUCCGUUUCAGAUAACGAGGCACUACACACGUGAAAGUUACUAUUCGAAGCUAUACAAGAUUGGAUAUUGUCUCUAAAUCGUCUGGAUAUUUCAUUCAAACAGCUUCUUUCUGCAAAUCAACCGAAUUCAAAAAUCAAAAUGUUUUUCUCACCCUUUAUCACUGGCCUCCUCCCAAUUCUAGCCGCUACUUCCACACAAAUCGAUACCCCUCAGCAUCCCAGCAUAUUCAUCCUCAGCGAUCAUGCAUCCAGUACCUCAGCAUUAGGAAAUGCCCUCCAAACUCUAGGAUACACACAUAUCUCCGCCGAAACAUUGAAUAGUUCGUUACCACAACUCAGCACCCAUACAUUUACCGAAAUUUCGAAGGAUGGCGCGUCAAACGAGCUUAUGAUCCAAUACCCAAACACUAAAUUCAUCGUACCUGUCUCAUCGUCGCGGAAACAUGGAGAUGGAGAAAGUGAUGUGGAGAGAAGACCCUGCGCUAAUAGCUGGCUCAAUCAUCUGGCUACGUGGAGUAAAUUAUCGCAAUAUACCUCCAACAUCAACACAGCCGAGGACAUCAAAAUUGCUCAACCAGAGAAAUCAGAUUCCGUCACAAGCUCCCUCAAAAAGGAAGGAAGAUUGUUAGAAAUCGCUCUCGAUGAGCAAGAGAACUAUAGAGGCGAGAAAUGGUUGCGAUUGUGCAAGUUUUUGGAUUUGGGAUAUAGUGUGGUGGAAAGAUUAAAUUUGAAAGAAUUCCCUUCGUCGAUGGGACAGGAGAAGAAAGCUGCAGGCUGGGGUAGAAAUUUUGGAAUGUGGAGAUUGGUCGUGCAGGGAAGUGGUGUUUGAAAGAUUGAGAGAUGGUGGAAAAAAUCCGAUACAAGAAAUCAUGGAGCUGGAUACAGGAAAAUUCGAGCCUAGGAUAUAAAAAUGGCGGAUCGAUCUACAAGUCUCCCAAUGCAUGCCCACACUCACGAUAGUUGCGGCAAGGAGUAAAGAACGUCACGUGGUAUCAGACAUCCGACACGUGAGAAGUACUCACUCCCGAGACUGUGUUUCUUUUACAGAGACAACAUGCUGAAAGAGUUGAUGCCGCGUUAUCUCUUUUCCAGGAGGCGAAUGGAGAUGUUGAUCGUGUGAUCUUUCGAGACGCGAUAUAUCUGAAAUACUAUCAGUGAAUAGACCAUCAGCGAAUCGUGUCACAAUACUAGAUUAGAUUAAACAGCCAAAUCGAGAUACUUUACUAGCGAUUCA
Botrytis cinerea B05.10 is the source of this 1282-nucleotide messenger RNA. RefSeq lists its product as hypothetical. The record is from RefSeq and is a predicted model, not a curated record. Lineage: Eukaryota; Fungi; Ascomycota; Leotiomycetes; Helotiales; Sclerotiniaceae. Bases 188 to 877 code for a protein of 229 amino acids. The transcript has a single exon.